AUCCGCCAAAUUCUCAAGAGGUUUCCGAUUCGACUGGCUGUGAUGGAGGAUACUGGAGUUGAUAUGAGCAGUUCGGAUAUUGAAAUUGAUGAGAUAAGAGGUGAGGGAUUAAUAGAGGAGAAAGAUGUGAGUGAUGAAGAUAUUGAUGAAGAGGAAUUGAAGAAGAGAAUGUGGAAGGAUCGUGUGAGGCUGAAGAGGAUCUUGGAAAGACAGAAGCAUAAGGCUGUAUCCUCGACUAAUCGGAAGAAGAUGGCGCGAGCACAAGGUGGCAUCUCAAAGUACAUGCUCAAGCUCAUGGUUGUCUGCAAGGCUCGCGGCUUUGUGUAUGGCAUCAUCCCGGAGAAGGGUAAGCCCGUUAGUGGCGCAUCGGAUAACAUACGAGAAUGGUGGAAAGAGAAAGUCAAGUUCGACGAAAAUGGCCCUGCGGCUAUUGCCAAGUAUGAGGCCGAAUGCCUCUCUUCGCAGUGUGCCCUUCAAGACUUGCAAGAUGCUACGUUGGGGUCACUUCUGUCGUCGCUGAUGCAACACUGUGAUCCGCCUCAGCGGAAGUAUCCGUUGGAGAAGGGCGUUCCGCCACCAUGGUGGCCGACAGGGGAUGAGGAAUGGUGGACGAGACUGAGUUUACCAAAGGGCGUGUCUCCUCCGUAUAAAAAGCCACAAGAUCUGAAGAAGAUGUGGAAAGUUGGGGUGCUAACUGCUGUGAUAAAGCAUAUGUCACCGGAUAUUGCAAAGGUUAGGAGACUAAUUAGGCAGUCAAAGUGUUUACACGAUAAGAUCACUACUAAAGAGAGCUCGAUAUUGUUGGGAGUUGCGAGCAUGGAGGAAGCUCUUAUUUCGCAGCCAAGCAGCUGAGAAUGGUUCAUCUGGUAUUGGAUCUGUUUCAUCUAAAGAUGAUGGGAAUCGGUGUAUGGGGUUGGUAGUCGCAAGUAGGGGU
Molecule: messenger RNA, 934 nt
Organism: Salvia hispanica
Lineage: Eukaryota; Viridiplantae; Streptophyta; Magnoliopsida; Lamiales; Lamiaceae
Product: ETHYLENE INSENSITIVE 3-like 3 protein
Cellular component (GO): nucleus
Molecular function (GO): DNA binding; DNA-binding transcription factor activity
Source: RefSeq, a predicted model, not a curated record